Colletotrichum scovillei is the source of this 3957-nucleotide messenger RNA. RefSeq lists its product as uncharacterized. Gene Ontology annotation, biological process: mRNA processing. Gene Ontology annotation, molecular function: mRNA binding. The record is from RefSeq and is a predicted model, not a curated record. The transcript is spliced from 2 exons. Lineage: Eukaryota; Fungi; Ascomycota; Sordariomycetes; Glomerellales; Glomerellaceae. The coding region runs from base 693 to 2783 and encodes 696 amino acids. Gene Ontology annotation, cellular component: exon-exon junction complex.
GGUGCACCACCUGGGCGUGCACAAGCAACCAGCGCCGCCAGUACCAGUACCAGCACCUACCUACUGCUACCGUAUACCUGCUGCACCUACUACACCUGCACCUGCACCAGCUGUCUGUGAGGUGGCUCCGUCUCCGUCGCCCGUCCAGUCCGUCUUGGUUUUGUCGUCUGGCCGAAAUCCCUCCCUCCCUUCUAUCAUCAUCACCAUCUCCACCCCUGCGAUUCCUCCUCGCACCCAAACCCUCCUCCUAUUCCCAGGCUUCCACUUCAUCUGCUCUUUCAUUAGAAGCAGAGAGGUUAGAGGAGACGACACGGGUUCAGCUCCAGCUCGUCAACAGCAUUGCGUUUUUUUCUCUCCCCCUCCUCCCGCUCUGCUUUGCUGCUCACCCCACUGCCCGACGAACCGGUGCUGCUACUGCUGCUGUGUAUUUUAUUUAAUACGCCUUCUUGGCUGUCUGUUUGCUCCAUCGCCCUCAUUCUUCGCCAACCGCAGGGCGGUACUUGCUUUUCCCCCUCUCUUCCAUUCAUCCAUCGUCCGCAAGCAUCGCAUGAUUGUCUCGACAUCCUUCCGCCGCCGCCUCCGCUCCUCGAGCCUGUCCUAUCCGUCAACUUGAGCAUCGCCCCUCGCUCGAUCUCGUACCCGGCUCAUCAACCAACAGAGCCAGGCACAGGUAGCUUCUACAAAGCUUCAACAUGGCCGCCCCAAGACGCAGAAAGAUUGGUCACAGAAGACGCAUCGAGGAUGAGGAAGACGGAGAAGGUGGACCCGACCAGCUCGAACUCGAUGAUGACUCUCUGACCGAGGGUUCCAUCAUCAGCGACGACCACGAUCACGGCAACGACAGCGAUACGAGCAACAUCGAUGAGGCUUCUCCCGUUACCCCCAACCCUAGGAAGUCGGCUGGCAAUGGAAAUGCGAAGUCUGGUAGCCGGAAACACUCGGCCCUGGCCCCCUCGACGACCAACAAGGCCGCACCCGAUGCCGAGGAGCUAUCUGGCAAUGACCGGUCCGAGCCCGCUCAACAAGAGGCACAGCUUGACGGAGCCGCAUCUCCCCCAAAGUCUUCUGCCCCUCUCGUCGUGAGCUCCCACUCGUCCCGCCCUGCCGAGCCUGUCAACGAACGUCGUCGCCGGGAACACGAAGAAUACAAGCGGAGAAGGGAUGAAGACCCCGCCUUCGUUCCCAACAGAGGGGCCUUCUUUAUGCACGAUCAUCGUCAUGCCGGACCCUCUGCCAACGGCUUCCGGCCCUUUGGCAGAGGACGAGGACGCGGCGGCCGUGGCGGAGGCAUUGGAGGCCCUUAUGCACCCAUCAAUCAACUGCAUAGUCCGACCGAUCCUCUCACGAGCGGCCAAUGGGCGCAUGAUAUGCACGAGGCCGUGACCGAACCGCCUCCCUCGAGACAGCCAAGGCACCUGCCCGUCGAAACUGAAGGCCCGGCCAACGGCAACGGCUUCAUCCCAACGUGCCCGUCCAACCCCACCCCGAUCAACCGGACUUUGUCGACCGAGCGACACAUUGGAAACGUGCAGGUCAGGGUGUCUCUUCCCGUUAUUGGCAAAGCUCCCGCCGCCUUUGGCAUGCCAGUCAAACAAUACACCAAGCUUCCGGAUCAUCGGCCACCCCUUCGCCGUGACAAGCCUGUCCGUAUCUCCUUGCCCGAUAAUCCGCCCAAGUACAUCUUCCCAGCUGUCGAUCGAUCCUUCAUCUUCAUCCCCCGGGCGAUGCGACCCAACCAACAGCGGACCCGAGGCAAACCCCGUUCUGGACUUGGCUCCAUGGGAGGCUUCUCCCGGCGGACCAGUGUCUUUGGCGGAAGCUACUACGGCAGCGCCUACUCUCCCAGCAUCGCCCUCAGUCGUCGCUCCUCUCUCGCUCCUGAUGGGCGUGACUACUUGUUCUCCCCCACAGGCUCUGUCAUGUCGCGGGCCCCGAUUCCGGUCGAGAACCCCCGACCAGUCGUCCGCCUCCCGCCUGCAGCUCACCCGAAUCAGCCAUUCGUUGGACAGGACGGUUAUCCUAUGCAGCCAAACGAGACAUCUAUCAAUGACUUGCCGCAGCCGCAGACGCACCCGUUGCCACAGAAGCCUGCCUUCCAAGAGAGUCGCCCGAACCCGAUCCCUAUGCACCAGCCUCGUCCUCAAAAGGCCGUCUCGGUCACCAACAUUGAAUCGCCGACCCUCAACCAAGGCCCGCAAGCCUUCCAACAAGCUUUCCAUCAGCAGGUUCCUCUCCAGGUCUCCAACGGCAUGCCGCAGGAAGCCCACUCGCGACAGCCGUCAUACCCCACUCAACACUCUACCGGCACGCCUCUCUCCCAGAUUCCCGAGAGGGCAAUUCACGCGGCUCCGUUCCAGCCAAACACCUUCCAGCAGCAGCAAAAUUUCUACAACCAACCUUAUCCUAUGAUGCAGCCUCAGCAGCCGUACUACUACCCUGGGCAGUACAAUGGCAACAAUAUGGGACCUUCUGCUGCAGCUCCAUCCUUCGUUCCCUCGGGACAGCCAGGUCAAGGCCAAGGGUUCCCUCCUCAAGGCCAGGCAGACCCCGCGGCUGCACAAGCAAACGGCCAAGGACCGUCGGGUCCCAAUUUGGUAGCUCAAGAGGUCAAUGGUAUGGUGUACUACUACGAUGCCACCCAGAUGCCCAACUAUCAGCAGAGCUACCAGCCUCCUCCGCAAUUUGGCCCCGGUGUUAGUGGUAUGGGCGGUAUGGUGACUCCGAGCCCGGACGCCUUUUACUACCAGCAGCCAGCCCCCGGGAUGGUGUACUACUCGCAAUAGGGGUACGGGAAAAUGCCUUCCUAGGUUUUCUCACGCCUCCUAUCGCCUUCCUUCUAAUCCUUGUAAUUGUCAUUGUCGGCUCUCUAGCCGUCGCUAUACCCUCUUCUCGUCGGACGGCCGGACGGGGGCAAAGGGCAGGAGGAAAUCCACAAAAAACUUUGCGGUGUUUGAACUCUAUGAUUAUAGUAUUGAUAGGAAUGAGCGCUCUUGGUCUGGGUUGAAUUGGUACACUGUUGGAGGAUGGGGUUGCGAGGUACUUUCGCUGUCCUUUUGAGGUUUUACUUGACUUCUCCUGGGCCAACGUAUGAUCACAAGCAUAUGUUGGACACAAGGAGGAGAAUUCCUACGGAAUUGGUGGAGAGCGAGCGAGAAGCGGUCGACAGAAAAGGGGGUCCCCCUCCUCCUCCCUGGUUCCUACAACCUCGCUUUGUUCUCGAAUUCAAGAAGUUCCUCACAAUCUGUCUCUACCACAUUCUAUCAUCUUUUCCAGCCUAUUUCCAUCUGUCCACUUCACGUCGCCGCUUUGCGUUUCUGGCGUUUCUGAGUUUUAUCAUUAAAAUCCCCAGGCCUGCUCUUAUUGGAUUUACAGGCGGAUUAUUAUCGGGGAGGCUAUUCGUUGUGUUUCUUGAGCGUCUAUACAUUUUGCUUCUACUCACCUUUUCUUUUUGCUUAUUGAUGUUCGCGACGAUGGCCGAAUUCUUUUACCUAGACAUUCUUCCACACACUCCUUACAAAGUAAACACUCGAGAGCGGGAUCGGCACACAAUACCGAUAACCCUUUCGAUGUCGUUUCGAACUUUUUUUUCUCUUCCUCCUUUUGUUUCUAUUCCGUUCAUGAUCCAAUGAUAGCCUAGAUCUCUUUUCUCCGUUCCCAUCAAGGUAUUUCUUUUCUGGUUAUCUGUUUACGCUACUUGUUGUUUAGGCAGCGCAAUUGUACUUGCUGUUUUUAUCAAGUGUGUAUUGGAAGAGGAGGCCGUGGUGGAAAAGUUCUGACAGUAUCCUGAGUUCGUAUUCGAAGAUGUGAGGGGUAAGGGGAGGGUCGGUGGGCUCAAGAGCUUUCUCAUGGUUUGGUUAGGAGACGAGAUGAGAGAGAAAGGCACAGGGAGAAGGGACCGAAACGCGAAGUGAGAAUGAAAGUGGUGGUGUUAAAUAUUAUACUGAAAAAAGAAGAGGG